GAAAACAAGGCAAGCACAAUCCCAGAAAGCUCCAAAGUAGCGCGUGCGCACACAUGGAUCCCCUUUGCCUGUUGGUUCUAGAUCUAGCGACACUUGCACGCGGGAGAUGCUCGCAAACACCAGCUCAUCGCCACUAGCAACAUGCCAAUAUCAUAAGCGUAAUCGCAAGCUGCAUCCAGAUUGCAGGUUUGCAGCCACCACCUCCACCAGCAGACCAACCCGUAGCCAACUCCCAAGCUAAAGGAGCUCGUUCCAGAGGUCAGUAAAGCUAACAGCGGUGGUUGGCACGUCGCAGUUGAUACGGAGGCGUAGGCUGCACUUCUCCCACGUCGCCGCCGGCUCAGGCUCCCUGACGCUGGAGAUGGGAACGGGGCGCGCGUCCGUCGUCGGCGCGCUGCUCGUGGCGCUCGCCGUCCUCGCGCCGGCGGUGACGGCGCAGACCUGCAACGACGAGCUGCCGUCCCAGCUUGUCCGCAACUACUCGGGGCUCGCCUGCGCCCCCGUCUGGAACAGCUUCGUGCUCCGGUACGCGCAGGACAAGGACAAUGUGCUGCGGGUGGUGCUGUCGACCAUGUACAGCACGGGGUGGGUGGGGAUGGGGUUCUCCAAGAACGGCCUCAUGGUGGGCUCGAGCGCCAUGGUUGGGUGGAUGGGCAAGACGGGGGUCGCCCACAUCAAGCAGUUCUCGCUGCAGGGCAAGACCCCCUCGCAGGUGGUCGUGGACAAGGGCAUCCUCGUCUCCAACGACCACGACCACACCGUGCUCGUGCAGCAGGCCAAGAUCUACCUCGCCUUCCAGCUCAGGUUCAACGAGCCGCUCAAGCGCCAGAACGUCCUCCUAGCCUUCGGCUCCGCCAUCCCCGUCAACGACCGCCUCUCCGAGCACCAGGACAAGACCUCCAUCACCUUCGAUUUCACCACAGGCAGCUCUUCAAGCGCGUCAUCCUUCCCGGAAGGUCUGAAAAGGACUCACGGGGCGCUCAACUUGUUCGCGUGGGGUGUGCUCCUGCCAAUUGGGGCCAUCGUCGCAAGGUACUGCAGGAGAUGGGACCCUCUGUGGUUCUACCUCCAUGCCGGCAUCCAGUUUGUGGGAUUCAUCCUGGGUCUGGCCGGCAUUGUCGCCGGAGUAUCAUUGUACAGCAAGAUCCAAGCCAACGUCCCGGCGCACAGGGGCCUCGGCAUAUUUGUGCUUGUGCUAGGCAUCUUGCAGAUUCUAGCGAUCUUCCUGAGGCCCAACAAGGACUCCAAGUACCGCAAAUUCUGGAACUGGUACCACCACUGGGUAGGCCGGCUGGCGCUCUUCUUUGCUGCGAUCAACAUUGUCCUCGGGAUCAAGGUCGGCGGCGCCGGCAACUCGUGGAAGAUCGGCUACGGUUUCAACCUGGCCGUCCUCCUGAUCACCAUCAUCACUAUGGAAGUCCUGCUGUGGACGAGGUGGAGAAACAAUAGCAGUUCUACGGCGGCAUAUUAGGGACGAUCGGUUAGGUUCUUGUGCCGUGGUAACUGCAGGAGGUUCAUAUUCUUUAGAUAUUUUUGCGUGCUAUGCUGUUGUUGUAGUGUUCGUGCGUGCUGCAGGGUCUUUUGCAGCAGCUAAGAUCUGCCAAGGCUAGUAGCCUUAUGAUGACCUUUUGGCGUGCAAGACUGCAAAAUAUCAUGAGACGGUCUGCGCCUCUGCGGAACUUGUAUGUGUUCAACUGUUCGUGCUUGCCGUUCCGGUGCUUUUGGGAAUUGGGAAUUUGGGAUUGCUCAAAA
Molecule: messenger RNA, 1752 nt
Organism: Setaria italica (foxtail millet)
Lineage: Eukaryota; Viridiplantae; Streptophyta; Magnoliopsida; Poales; Poaceae
Product: cytochrome b561 and DOMON domain-containing protein At3g61750
Exons: 4
Coding region: 362-1471 (369 amino acids)
Source: RefSeq, a predicted model, not a curated record